UUCCUCCUCACGCUUCUGUGCGCUGCGUGAGUGCUGAGCGGGUGUAAUUCACAUUAGCAGCUUUGGACCGAAGAACAGCGUUUUUUUUGUGUUUCAUCAUGGGACUCACCAGCGAUCCGAACUACCGCAAACUGGAGCAAUGGUACAAAUCCAGCGCCGGGAACCUCAACAUGAGGCAGAUGUUCGGCGCAGAUCCAGACAGAUCCAACAAGCUCAGUUUACAGAUGACGACAGAUGAUGGAGACAUUCUGCUGGAUUACUCUAAGAAUCUCAUCAAUGAAGAAGUCAUGCGCAUGCUCUUCGACAUGAAAGUGCGCAGUGGCGAGUGGAAAGGCUUCAGUGGUAAAGCCAUCACUGACGUCGUGAACGUUGGCAUUGGUGGUUCUGACUUGGGUCCUCUGAUGGUGACUGAGGCUCUGAAGCCGUACUCUAAAGGAGGACCCAACGUCUGGUUUGUCUCUAAUAUUGAUGGCACACACAUGGCCAAGACCCUCGCCCAGCUCAAUGCCGAGACCACCCUCUUCAUCAUCGCAUCCAAGACGUUCACCACCCAAGAGACCAUCACUAACGCUGAGACGGCCAAAGAAUGGUUCCUCCAGGCCGCUAAAGAUACAUCUACUGUGGCCAAACAUUUUGUGGCUCUUUCCACAAAUGCACCAAAAGUCAAGGACUUUGGUAUCGACACCAACAACAUGUUUGAGUUUUGGGAUUGGGUCGGCGGGCGCUACUCGCUGUGGUCGGCUAUCGGUUUGUCCAUUGCACUGCACAUAGGUUUUGACAAUUUCGAGCAGCUUCUAGCCGGUGCUCACUGGAUGGAUAACCACUUCCGCUCGGCUCCUCUGGAGCAGAACGCCCCGGUCAUACUGGCCCUGCUCGGCGUCUGGUACGUCAACUUCUUCCAGGCCGAGACACAUGCCUUGCUGCCCUACGACCAGUACAUGCACCGCUUCGCUGCGUACUUCCAGCAGGGAGACAUGGAGUCCAACGGGAAGUACAUCACCAAGUCUGGCACUCGUGUGAAUUACCACACUGGACCCAUCGUGUGGGGGGAACCAGGAACCAACGGACAGCAUGCCUUCUACCAGCUCAUUCACCAGGGCACUCGCUUGAUUCCGGCUGACUUCCUCAUUCCUGCUCAGAGUCAGCAUCCUAUCAGAGAUAAUCUGCAUCAUAAGAUCCUGAUGGCAAACUUCCUGGCGCAGACAGAGGCUCUGAUGAGGGGAAAGACCCCUGAAGAGGCCAAGAAAGAGCUCCAGGGUUCUGGGUUGUCUGGAGAUGCACUGGAGAAACUCUUGCCCCAUAAAGUUUUCGAAGGAAACAAGCCAAGCAACUCGAUCAUUUUCAAGAAACUUACACCAUUCAUGCUUGGUGCAUUUGUUGCCAUGUAUGAACACAAGAUAUUUGUGCAAGGUGUGAUGUGGGAUAUCAACAGCUAUGACCAAUGGGGUGUGGAGCUCGGCAAGCAACUGGCCAAGAAGAUUGAACCCGAGCUGCAGGACGACGCAGAGGUUCAUUCCCACGACUCCUCCACCAAUGGACUCAUCAGCUUCUUCAAGAAGAACCGCUCUUAAAUGUUUCCUAACUCCUCCCCUUUAACCCUACCUCUGCUGACCCCCUCAUCCAAUGAGAUUAGUGAAUUAUGUAUUAACGCUUGGCAUAGUUCAUAUAAUAAGCCUAGACAAGGAGGACAAGCACUUUGUCUGUCAUCAUGUAUAAGCCAUGAGAUUCUUGUGUUGUGUAAGAUUUGACUGUAUUCAUGUAUCUGUGGACCAGUAUGGGACGACUAUCUGUUUGCACUGCACAUUCUAGAUGGAUUUCAUGUUCUCCUUUGGGCCAAGGAACCACAAUAAAUGUAUUCUGUCACC
This is a messenger RNA of Sinocyclocheilus anshuiensis, 1865 nucleotides long. RefSeq names its product glucose-6-phosphate isomerase-like. Gene Ontology annotation, biological process: glucose 6-phosphate metabolic process; gluconeogenesis; glycolytic process. The record is from RefSeq and is a predicted model, not a curated record. Bases 99 to 1571 code for a protein of 490 amino acids. Gene Ontology annotation, molecular function: glucose-6-phosphate isomerase activity; monosaccharide binding; carbohydrate derivative binding. Lineage: Eukaryota; Metazoa; Chordata; Actinopteri; Cypriniformes; Cyprinidae. The transcript is spliced from 16 exons. Gene Ontology annotation, cellular component: cytosol.